CUUCAGCUUCAAUUUCGCAUCACAUCGCCUACCAUGGCCGACACAUACCUUUCCUUCUUGCGCUCGCCGUCCGAGUCUGCCCUCGCACACGAUGCCGCCCUUCACUACAUCACCACUACCACCUCGAUCCACGAGCCCUCGGCCAUCAUCAAGCACUUCCAAACACAGGACAAGGUCGUCAAGAAGAAGUCGGAGAUUGUCCUGAGCUCCUUUGGCACCUCCGAUGGCGCUGUCGUUGAGACCGACACUACCUUUGAGUUUGUCCGUGGAGGAGGUGCUAUCCUGCCGCAGAUGGACGACAACAUGCUGGCCGAUUCGGUCGCUUCUCUUCCCAUGGUCCACGUCGUCCAAUACAACGGCGAAGGCAAGAUCAGCCAGAUCAGAAUCUACUGGGAUCAGUCAACCAUGCUCAGACAGGUCGACGCCAUUGGCAAGAGCGGUCGCAACUGGCCCAUUCGUGAUGGCACCAACCAAGUCAAGUCUAUCAAGCAGAGCAUCAACAACGCCGGCUCCACUUCCACCUCGCUCCCAUCCCGCGCUGCUCCUAUGAAUGAUAUCAACGGAUCGACCAAGUCGCAAGCCGGUGGUCGUCAAAACGGUGACUUCCACGCUCGCCUGUUCGCAACUGGUGAAGGUCAGGAGCCUCGCGCUCAAUCCAACGCCGACCCUGCAUACGCUGUUCGUACCUCGGCCAAGCCCGCUCCUCGUCAGAUGGAUGAAAUCUUCGCAAACGGUAGUUCUAACGAGGUUUACAAGCCCGAAGGAAAGCCCAAGGCCGGCUCUGGCAAGAAUUUCCACGACAACCGCCUUUUCGACGAGACCACCCAGCCCCAGCAGGUCCUGUCUCCCGACAGCAAGAAGAUCAAUCCCGAGAAAUUCAAUCAUUUCGAGUUCCCCAACGGCAAGGAUGGCGCCUCAGCUUCCGACAUGUACAGACGUGGUUCGACUAAGGGAUCUACCCACACUAGCAAUUGGGACUUCCAAGACUUCACCACGCCUGAGAAGCACAAGCCUAGACCCAACCCUGAGCAGGAGCGUCACAUUGGCCCUGGUGUAGACGAGGACCAGAUCUCUCCUGAGAAGCGCCCUAUCGUUCACGCUCCUCGCCCUGAUGCCAAUGCCCACUUCGAGAUCGCAGACGACAGCCCUGCUGGACCCAAGGCACCCUUCAGCAACCACACCAACGUCGACAAGUCCAGACGCGGUGACGAGUACCAGCCUCACUUCAACAUCGGCCAGUCGGAUGGCCCCAAGAAGAUCUACAAGACUGCAGGAAACGGUAUGGGAGGUCGUGCUGGAGCCCCUACUCUAUGGGACGAGCCUGAGCCACCUACCCCUGAGAAGGCCAUCUACAAGACAUACGGCAACGGCAUGGGCGGACGCAGAGACGGAGGUCUAUCAUGGGACAUCGGUGAUGAGGGUGACAGUUCUAGACAGCCUGCCAUCUACAAGACACGAGGUGACGGCAUGGGUGGUCGCCGCGACAAGAACGCCACCACCGAGAACGACACCAUUUCCGGCGCAAAGGGAUACGCUUCCUCAGCACGCGCUCAGAACUACCACUCUUCGCAAAGAGAUGACGAGUACGAGUUUUAGGUGACCGUCUCGGAUGAAUCGGAUCGCAUGGGCGUAGUGGAGUCACGAUAUCAUGGAACUUCUCACUUUUCCCUUUUCAAAGGGCAUGUUUUGUUUAGAGUAGCAUUGAAUUUUUGACAUUGAACGACAGAAUGGAUACGAAGUUUUCGACUUG
Molecule: messenger RNA, 1750 nt
Organism: Aureobasidium pullulans EXF-150
Lineage: Eukaryota; Fungi; Ascomycota; Dothideomycetes; Dothideales; Saccotheciaceae
Exons: 3
Coding region: 34-1596 (520 amino acids)
Source: RefSeq, a predicted model, not a curated record